Messenger RNA from Bombus huntii, 640 nucleotides. It is a transcript of the gene LSm3, whose product is annotated as U6 snRNA-associated Sm-like protein LSm3. Gene Ontology annotation, molecular function: RNA binding. Gene Ontology annotation, cellular component: catalytic step 2 spliceosome; U4/U6 x U5 tri-snRNP complex; U6 snRNP. The record is from RefSeq and is a predicted model, not a curated record. The coding region runs from base 165 to 476 and encodes 103 amino acids. Lineage: Eukaryota; Metazoa; Arthropoda; Insecta; Hymenoptera; Apidae. The transcript is spliced from 4 exons. Gene Ontology annotation, biological process: P-body assembly; mRNA splicing, via spliceosome.
AAAUUAUGUACAUUUAAGUAAAGAAAAUAUAUUUCAAGGAAUAUGUGGCGCCACUUACCGGGUGAUUGUAUGAUAUGAUGAAAUGAUAGUAUUGCCGGUUUAUCCGAAUUCCGAAUGAUGCCGCGCGAUAGUUGGCAGCAAAUUAAAAAUAAUUUAAUGACAUUAUGGCUGACGAGACAGAGCAGGUACCAGCAAUAAAUGUUAAAGAACCCCUAGAUCUUAUAAGAUUGAGUCUGGAUGAGAGAAUAUAUGUUAAAAUGAGAAAUGAGAGAGAAUUACGAGGACGGUUACAUGCUUAUGAUCAGCAUUUAAAUAUGGUAUUGGGUGAAGCAGAAGAGACUGUAACUACGGUAGAAAUUGAUGAGGAAACUUACGAAGAAGUAUAUCGUACAACUAAAAGAAAUAUCUCUAUGCUUUUUGUUCGUGGGGAUGGAGUAAUUUUGGUUUCACCACCAAGCAUGAGAGCACCGAUAUAAAAUUUCUAUUUAUAUAUAAUUUAUCUAAACAUAAGAGAUAGAUAAUAUUGAGUUAAAUUCCAUGUUGAUACGAUUUUAUCAAUCUUUUGUACUAGCAUUUGACAGUUGUAAGAAAUUUGUGAAAGUAACGGAUUUAAUUCGAAUAAAGCUAAAUAUAACAUAAA